This is a messenger RNA of Mytilus trossulus (common blue mussel), 1135 nucleotides long. Its product is annotated as scavenger receptor cysteine-rich domain-containing group B protein-like. The coding region runs from base 1 to 396 and encodes 131 amino acids. The record is from RefSeq and is a predicted model, not a curated record. The transcript is spliced from 4 exons. Lineage: Eukaryota; Metazoa; Mollusca; Bivalvia; Mytilida; Mytilidae. Gene Ontology annotation, cellular component: membrane.
AUGUGGUUCUUCUUAUUAUUGGCGACAUUUAUACUGACUGAUGUUGCCAGCACUUCAACAGGCAGAAUACGUCUAGUUAAUGGGACUAGUUCAGCCGAAGGACGAUUAGAGAUUUAUUACAACGGUACAUGGGGAACUGUCUGUGACGAUUUGUUUGAUUGGGCUGCUGCAUUUGUAGUUUGUCGACAACUUGGCUUCAGGACAGGAUUUUCCUUAGGCAGCACUGUAAGUGAUGGAAAUGGCACGAUUUGGCUGGACAACGUCCAUUGCAAUGGCACUGAAAACCGCAUAACGGAAUGCCAGCAUUUAUCAUGGGGAGUUCAUAACUGUGGUCAUCAUGAAGAUGUUGGAGUAUAUUGUUUGGGUUUUAAAGACAUUUGUGGUAUGUGGAAAUAGUGUGUUCUCUUUGGAAAUUACUUCAUCGUUUAUAAUGAAAAGAAAGAAAACAACAAAACAAUAAGUGACUUGAUAGUUAUUGUAGUUAAUAUUUAUACACACCAGACCAAAAUGAUAUCAAACAUGAAAAUAUAUUUAUGAACCGGUAUUGCUAUAAUAUAUAUGUAGUACUUUUCUCUAGCCAGUUAAAGUAUAAACAUAUACCUCAUAAGUCAUAAGUUAGGUCAUUAAGUUACUCAGUUGAGUUGUUUUACAUUUUUCCUGCUGAUGUCCUUUUUGGAGAACUAUACGAUAUGGAUUUACUUCAUUGUCAAAGACCAUAUAAAUGCCUAUAUUUGCUAACAAUCCUUUCAAUGUUUAAUUUUUUGGUGGAGAGUUGUCACAAUUGAAUUUUCCAAUCGAUACAUACAAGAAAUCUUUUAGUUUUACAACUGACCAAAACCUUUUAGAUUCAUCUCACAUGUUUUAUAACUUGUUGAUAAAAUUGAGAAUGGAAAUGGGGAAUGUGUCAAAGAGACAACAACCCGACCAAAUAAAAAAAACAACUGCAGAAGGUCACCAACAGGUCUUCAAUGUAGCGAGAAAUUCCCGCACCCGGAGUCGUCCUUCAGCUGACCAUGUUUAAGAUAAAGACACAAAAGCUAUACCAAGAAUAUAGCAAAAUAUCUUAUGUUAUACAUGCUUAAAUUUAAUAUUAUUAACUAGUUUAAUGUAUCACAAUAUUGCAAAUGAUUUAGAU